This is a messenger RNA of Halteromyces radiatus, 831 nucleotides long. Its product is annotated as band 7 family-domain-containing protein. The transcript has 4 exons. Gene Ontology annotation, cellular component: mitochondrion; membrane. The record is from RefSeq and is a predicted model, not a curated record. Gene Ontology annotation, biological process: mitochondrion organization. Bases 1 to 831 code for a protein of 276 amino acids. NCBI's taxonomy places the organism in Eukaryota, Fungi, Mucoromycota, Mucoromycetes, Mucorales, Cunninghamellaceae.
AUGGCUGCCGCUCUCCAAGUUAUUGCCAAAUGGGCCAUUCCUGUUGGUCUUGCCGUUGGUGGUAUUCAAUCCGCCAUGUACGAUGUUCAAGGUGGUUACCGUGCCGUUAUUUUCGAUCGUAUUCAAGGUGUUAAAGUCGAUUCCAUUGGAGAAGGUACUCACUUCUUAGUACCUUGGUUACAACGUGCUGUUCAAUUCGAUGUUCGUACCAAACCUCGUAAUAUUUCCACCACUACCGGAUCCAAAGAUAUGCAAAUGGUGUCUUUGACUUUGCGUGUGUUGCACCGUCCUGAAAUCAAGCAAUUGCCUUCUAUCUAUCAAAACUUGGGUCUUGAUUACGACGAACGUGUGUUGCCUUCCAUUGGUAACGAAGUCUUGAAGUCCAUUGUUGCUCAAUUCGAUGCUUCUGAACUUAUUACUCAACGUGAAGUUGUAUCUGCCAAAAUCCGUGAAGAAUUGUACAAGCGUGCUAGAGAAUUCAAUAUUGCUUUGGAAGAUGUAUCUAUUACCCACAUGACUUUUGGUAAGGAAUUCACCAAUGCUGUUGAACAAAAACAAAUUGCUCAACAAGAAGCUGAACGUGCCAAAUUCAUUGUUGAACGUGCUGAACAAGAAAAGUUGGCCUCCAUUAUUCGUGCUGAAGGUGACUCUCAAGCCGCUGAAUUGAUUUCCGCAUCUCUUGAAAAGGCUGGUGAAGGUAUUAUUGCCUUCCGUCGUAUUGAAGCUUCCAAGGAUAUUGCUCAAACUUUGUCUCAAUCUCGUAAUGUUACUUACUUGCCCAGCAACAGAGAAGGUGGUAGCAACAUGCUUUACAAUCUCAACACUCAAUAG